AUGAAAGUGACGUGGCUUUUCCAGCAGCAACACACACUGGAGGAGCGGACGCUGUUCGCUAGAAAGAUGAUGCGCCGCCAUAUUGGCAACGUCCCCAUCGUGCUUGGAAGGGACCCGAGGUCCAGGAGCGGCGUCUUCGAUGAAAUGCGCAUCUCAGUCCCAGGGAACCUCACCGUCGUGGACUUGAGAGUAGCGCUGAGGAGGAAGCUGCAAGUACGCUCCAGGGCGUCUGUGGUGUUCUUCAUCAACAACACCAUACCGUCGUCCACGGACUCUCUCGUCUCUCUCUACAUGACACACAAAGACUCGGACCGCUUCCUGUAUAUGAGCUUCUGCGACGAGAAUGUUUUCGGAGCCCAGAACUAA
Procambarus clarkii (red swamp crayfish) is the source of this 366-nucleotide messenger RNA. The record is from RefSeq and is a predicted model, not a curated record. NCBI's taxonomy places the organism in Eukaryota, Metazoa, Arthropoda, Malacostraca, Decapoda, Cambaridae.